AUGCGCUCGCCGCAGGGCAUGUCCACCAUGACCGUGCCCGCCGAGUCGAACGUCCGAGAUAAAGAGGGGGACCAUGCCUGGUACACAGGCGUGGACUUGCAAUGGCGCUCACCCCCGCCAACGCAUGUCAACGGGAACGGGAUGAACAGCGGAAACGGAAGCGUCGGGACCAACGGCAGUGUUAGUUAUGGAAUGAGCGGUACCAAUGGUGCACACGGCAGUCGCAAGAGAGCGUGGGAGGAAGUCGCCACGCCGGUGCACGAGACUGCCCAAAACGUGAACUGGAGCAAUGGAUUUGAAUUCCAGCGUCCCGGCCCUCCUUUCGACGCUACAACGAACUACUCCUCGCAAAAUGGAGCGUCAAGUACGACGCUGGACAACGCCGAAGACGAUGUGGAGGAGAUCCCGCGGACGAAGAUGCAGACCGGCUGCAUACCUUGCUUAAUUAAAGGCAUCAAAUGCGACCCCAGCAAUCCAGACUGCAGGAGCACCGCAAUAUCAGACGAUUGGGCUAUCAACGCUGGCACCCGGACGGGAGAAGACGAGGACGGCGUUUUCUAUCCCGACUCGCUGACACUAUUCCGACCAGAUACCAAAUGGCGGCGAAGCUGGCGCGAGCGACAUUGCCUCAAUUUCUUUGUCAAUUUCAGCGCCCCCCAAAUGGCUGGCUUCUUCGACUCGGCCUUCUGGCAGCGAAUGGUGAUUCAAACCUCAUAUCACGAACCUGCCAUCAGGCAUGCCAUUACUGCCAUUGGAGCCUUGCACGAAUGCAUCAUGCAGCGCGCAUUCGCUGAUGACAAGCAAAAGGCGAAAGCCAUGGAAUUCGCCCUCAACCAAUGCAACAAGGCCAUUGCCUGCUUAACUGCGGAGGAAGGUUACGAACAGGACCCUAACAGACGACGUAUUCCCAGUUCACGCCUCGCCUUGACCACAUGCGUCCUAUUCACUUGCUUCGAGGCUAUGCAAGGUCGAUGCGAUAGUGCUGUCAAUCAUGCUUUACAAGGAAGGCGCCUCAUGCAGUCAACGGGUCGAGCGGCAAUCACGAGCAUGUCUCCAGCUGAAGAGGACGACAUCGAGCAGAUGCGCCCGCUCGUGGAACGACUAGAAGUUCAAGCCACCGCACUCCUCGACAAGGGACGAAGGCCAGAAAUCGACACAUCUGGACAAACACCUCCUCUCCCGCCUAUCGACUACAUCUUCAGCUUGGAACAUGCCCAUAACACACUGCACACUGCACUGAAUAGUGUCAUGCGUUUCAUGCAGGGCUUCCACCCUACAGCGCCGCGUGACCACAUCGCAGUGACCAUGGCUGAGAAAUAUCUCCGCUAUGCGCCAUGGUUCUCACAGUGGGAGCAGGCCUUUACCGCAUUCUUAUCGGACCAGCGCGAUUACAUGUCCAACAUGGAUCUCAAGCGUGCGAUGGUGCUCAAAGCCAAUCACCUCGUGGGCACCAUGUUGGCAUCAGUCGAUCAAUCCGCAGGCCCUGUCGCGUAUGACGCAUACGAAGCAGAAUUCCGAGCGAUCGUGGACCUGGCACGAGAAGUGUUGGCGUCUUUCUCAUGCCCACCACUUCCGACACUAUCAGGGCCGAACUCGGGCACGCCUUAUUUGUCAUUCUCCCUCUGGGUCACGGAUCCGUUAUGGAUGGCCAUUUCGCGUUGUCGCAAUCCUACAAUCCGUCAAUCUGCUUUUACGUUGCUCUCACGCAAUCCGCGUCAAGAAGGUAUCUGGCAUGCUGGACCGCAGUUGCCGAAUUCGAGUCAGUAUAUGAGAAGAGUUGAGACUGGCUCAUCAGGCAGACCAGCGGAAUCUGUAAGAGGUCCCGAUCCUCCAUCAAACGGAGGAGACCGGCUAAAGAUUGUCAGACACGAGCGGGAUCAAGAUGACCCUACGAUUUCCCCAAAUGACAACCGAAGUGGAUCUGAAUGGGUCAAGUUGCGCAAUCAGGUUGAUGAAUGGACGGAAGAAAGCAAUCAACUCGUUCAAAGUGAAUGGCUCGCUCGAGGGGGUAACAAUCGCCCAACUGUGAGGUACGAAACGCACUGCAGAGGCAGGUGUUGCAUUCCGACCCUCGAGGAAAUCAGACCUGAUAGACAGGACCCCGGUGAUCUCCUCGUGAUUGCUGAAGACCCGCCAGCAAAGAGCGGCACAGCCUGGACAGUUGCGAGCUCGCAGCACUCAGCGUCUCCGUCAACAGGCACACAGCACGCGGAAAGUGGCAGCUGUAUGUGCUCUCCCGCGUGCGCAUGUCGCUCGUAACGAAUGCGAUACGCGGAAGCUGUGCAAGUGUUUGCGUGGACCAGUCCAACUUCGUGAUCCAG
Cercospora beticola is the source of this 2321-nucleotide messenger RNA. RefSeq lists its product as uncharacterized. Lineage: Eukaryota; Fungi; Ascomycota; Dothideomycetes; Mycosphaerellales; Mycosphaerellaceae. The record is from RefSeq and is a predicted model, not a curated record.